AUGAGUGAAGACGCAAAAGAGCCCCCUCCUCCUCCGCCUUCCCUCGAUCCGGCUUUGGACUCUGCCGAACAGAGGACUAAGUGUUGUACCGUGUGCAAUGGAUGUGGCUGCAGUAAAACUAUCCCCAUGAAGGUGCCCAUUGCGUUUCUAACGGCCCUUUGGGGUUUCCUCACAAAUGUAGAACGUGCCAUUAUUUUACCUACUAUGUGGCUCUAUUUCAAAACCUAUUGGAAUGAUCAAGUUGCAAGAACGUGGUAUGGCUGGACCAUGGCUUCGUUCAGCCUUUCGGUGCUUCUCUUUACACCUGUUUACGGUUAUGCUGCUCACAGUGGAAUCCAGACCAAAUAUUUGUUAAUUUUUGCCAAUAUGAUUGAACUUUUGGGGAACUUAGCCUACCUUGUGGCACAACAGCCGUGGGUGGUGCUAGCCGGUCGAUUCAUCUCGGGAAUUGGCGGUAGCUGUGACACUCCCAUGUACGCCGACAUGGCCAGGACCACCACAAUGGAAGAGCGGACGCCUUACAUGGCGGUCACCUAUGUUGCCAAACAAAUUGGUAUUGUUUUUGGUCCUGUUUGCACACUUCUGAUGCAUAAACUGCACUGGACUAUAGGUCAAUUCAAACUAAGUGUCUACAAUGGACCAGGUUUACUCAUGGCUGCACUCUGGGCUGUUCAUACCAUCCUCGUGCUUUUCUUCUAUCCCAUAGUUAAAAAACCCCCCAGAGGUGGUAGUUACAUGAGACCUGCAAAUGAAAGCUCGGAAAAGGAUAAACUGCUACGACCAACAUCAAAAAAGCGGAGAUGCUGCGACUGUGACUGCGAAGAAUGGAAGCCCUAUGUAACUUAUCCGGUACUUUCGAUGUACAUUAUGGUAUUUGCCACGUACUUCUGUGUAAUGAGCUUAGAAACAGUUCUGCCACCCGUAGUAGCAGUUUAUUUUAAUUGGGAUGAAGUAAAAGUGAGCUACGUUUAUCUCGGUGCCAGUGGACUUCUAAUCCUUAUGUGCAUAAUCCUACACGACCUUUCGAAGUGCAUUGAAGAUCGCAGACUGGCUUUGGUGGGUUUUAUUUGCCUGGUGUGCGCCUACGUUUGGCUCAUAUUCACAACAGCCUUCAUUAAUGGACUGACAGUGGAGUUGGGCGCCCCUCUCCUCAUAGUUGGGGUGGCGAUUCAUGUGAUCGGGAUGCCGCUGGCGUUGGCUGUCACAGAGUCCCUCUAUACAAAGAUGGUUCCUGCAAAUGAUCUUGAUCGUGCUCUCUCCUACUUGCGUUGUGUUAGCAACUUCGCCUUCCUCCUCGGUCCUCUUGAGGGCGGCAUUUUCGUGGAAUACGCCUACGUUGUCUUUCUCGGUAAUUUCCUCAUCUGUGCUCUCGGGCUGGGUCUACUGGCUGGAAGAUACCGGUUAUUUCAGCCACAGCUAGCCAAUAAAACAGUGGAUCGUGAGGCAUACAAGUCUGCCAAAUGA
Messenger RNA from Hydatigera taeniaeformis, 1464 nucleotides. NCBI's taxonomy places the organism in Eukaryota, Metazoa, Platyhelminthes, Cestoda, Cyclophyllidea, Taeniidae. The record is from the annotation of a GenBank genome assembly.